AUGUAUCAUUUCAGAUUUCAACAGUCUUUUCCGGAUGCCUACCACCGUGUCGCUGCUCCACAAUUCGAGCAUCAAGUGCCAUUAUCGGAACCGAUUCAAAUCACUGCCAAUUAUCCUCCAAUGCAUUUCAAUCAUCACCAAUCUCAGCAAAAAAUCGACUUCACAUCGUCAACAGCACUUUCAAUGGGAGCCGGUCAGCCUUCAGCACCUCCUCAGACGAUUCUUCCCACAGCUCCACUGCCUCGUCCAUCUACCGUAUCUCCCUGUGAGCAAACGUCACUUAGCAGCCCAACAUUGACAUCAAAUAGCGGCUCGGCUGCUUCCGAGACUCCACCCAUUUCCGGAGAGGCGAUCUCAACUGACUUGGAGGGUCCUGAUAAUGAGCGAGUGAUGUGCAUGGCAUGUAGAGGUGUCUACCCGUCAAGGCGAAGCCUAACUGGUCAUAUUGGACGGAACGAGAAAUGCCGUGAAAUCAUCGGACGAAAUUACCUGGACCAGGUAGCGAUGGGAGCAAAUCCAAUAGCGCCGGGUACGGAGAACGCCAUCAAAGCUGGCGCGCUCACCAACGGCCACGACGGUCUCAGCCCAAUAUGCCCUCACUGUGAUCGCUUUAUCAGUCAUUACAAGGGAAUUUUGAAGGGUAACAUCCGGCGACAUAUAAACCAAUGCGGCAAGAACGAGAGCCCUCAGAAGAGACCGCGAGCGGAUAAGGAUAGACGGCGAGACGCGAAACGACGUCGUCAUGAUGAGUCCAUGCUACCCCAUGUGCUGCACGAAGGAUUUGAUCCUGCAACUACGGUGCAAAACACCGGUCUUCUCGGAUCUCCAGUGAUGUCGCCAUCACUUGGCUCCUACCUCCAUGAACAGGACAUGCAGCAAGACGGCACGGCUUACAUGAGCGGCCACCCGAUGGAGCAGGUUUGUUCGAUUUGA
Messenger RNA from Cooperia oncophora, 933 nucleotides. Lineage: Eukaryota; Metazoa; Nematoda; Chromadorea; Rhabditida; Trichostrongylidae. The record is from the annotation of a GenBank genome assembly.